AUGAUGGCUGGUCUGGAGAAUGAGCAUGCUGAGCCGUGCAAGAAACAGCGUCAAACGACCGUUCCCGAUUUUUUCAAUGCACCUUCCAGCCAAUGCAAGACUUUACUUGGCAGUAACAAGCCCAACAUCCAUAUCAGCCCAGAGGCAGAAGGCCUUGUAUGCCCCAGCGAACUUCUUGUACUCUCAGUUGGCAAUGUGAAUCCGGUAGGAGAUUUUCGUCAACUUUUAGAGCAGCGAAAAGAGACUGAGGCCUGCGAACAGAUGAAUUAUCGUAUUUUCAAGUUCGUUACUGAUCCAUACACAGCCUGGAUAUCUCGGUCUAAGACAAGGGCUUGUAUUCGUGUCUAUCGGCAGGCUGCUUGCCUGUCUUCCGCCUUUAUUACUCCUUCGAUAUGUGAAUCAUCCUCAGGUUCGAGACAGCUUGUUGUGGCCAAGGCCUACAAUCAGUUUCUGCACGAUUUCCGCCGAAAAAUUGAGUCUCAACCAUAUGUCGUGCAGGCUAGUGCCGAUCCAACUACAGCCUUGGAUAAACGUAGCCUGCUCACAGCCUUCUGGCAAGAUGUGAUUGUAAAAGAAAAUUUGAGUCUUAUAACUGAGACAGAGAUGCCUGGUAUCGGCGUUUCUUCAGAAGAAUCAACUGAGUUUAUUCGCCUUUUCCAACCAGAUUUAUCUGUUGGCCACAAAUCUUGA
This is a messenger RNA of Protopolystoma xenopodis, 690 nucleotides long. NCBI's taxonomy places the organism in Eukaryota, Metazoa, Platyhelminthes, Monogenea, Polystomatidea, Polystomatidae. The record is from the annotation of a GenBank genome assembly.